Molecule: messenger RNA, 1794 nt
Organism: Patiria miniata (bat star)
Lineage: Eukaryota; Metazoa; Echinodermata; Asteroidea; Valvatida; Asterinidae
Product: coiled-coil domain-containing protein 42 like-2-like
Exons: 9
Coding region: 131-1252 (373 amino acids)
Source: RefSeq, a predicted model, not a curated record
UUGUCGUUGGAUACACAGGUUCACGUACCUAGUCGCAUACGUGAAUAUUUUGUGGUUCAAAAUUCAGUUAUAUUUGUUUUUUUGGAAGUUUUAUUUUCGGUAUUUCUGGUACAAGGCAGAUCCAAGCAACAUGGCCAGCUCGACUGAGGCAUCUCGCUCCUACAGGCUGGAGUUGGAGCCACAAAAAAGGAGUGUUUUUGUCACACAAUUGGGAGAAAGAGGAGAUGAUGAGCAUGACCGUGAAGAAGAAGAUAUCAAUAAGUACCCGAUUGUCAAAGAGUCGGCAGGCAAGCUGAUAGAGACCGGCCUGAAUACCAUGCAGAAGACCCUGCUGCUCAAGAGGGAAGUAGAAGUCGACAAGGUGACCCUGGAGCUUCAGGCCAAGCGGGAGAGUUUCCAGCGGCGCAUGGAGGAAUGCGAGAAGAAGAGAAUCGAACUACAGAAGAAGCAACAAAGAAUGAAAGAUAGAGUCAGCAAGUUUGACAAGUUCAUUCAAGAAACGGAGGCAAAGAGGCGCCGAGCAAUUCACAAAUACCAGACGGAGUUGAAACUGAAGGACCAGAAACAGUCGGAGUAUGAACUGCUGUUGGAACAACUAGAAGACCUGAAACUUGUACACAAAGAACUUUGUACAAAACUGCAGAGGCACAAGAAAUAUGAGGACUACUUGAUGAGAGUUCUGGAUGAGAUCCCAGAAAACUACUUGGAAGUCAACGAUUCCAUGCUGCGUAGUCUAAUGGACCGGCAUCGUACGUUGAGCGCAACCAAUCAGGCGCUGAUAAGCAGGGUUCAAAACGUGUCCGACCAAAUCGACACCGACAACCAGUUGCUGGAAGAACUCAAGUACACUCAUGACCAGAAAAAAUUGUUGAUCAAUCGUCAGCUUGCUGAGCUUCAGAGCAGGCAGGAGGAAGUGACAGAAUCAAAUUCUCAGUUAGAGGAGAUCAUCUUCAAUGAGUUGAACAGCUACAGAGACCAUAGUGAAAUACUUGGGAGAACCCAGAUGGCCAUUAAUGACAUAGCAGACAAAUGCCACAAGAAGCACGACCCAGCCCUGGAUUCAUUGACGUACAUUGAGAAGCUUCAUCUUAUCAUGUUGUUCACAAUGGACCUGAUUUCAAUUGAGAAGAUGGCCAGGAACAUGAGUCUGGGAUCACGGAUGCGCAGGAAAAGUAAGAGCUCCGGUAGCGCCACUGGCUCCAAGGCUAGCAGGAACAACACAAGCAUGGGCUCAACCACGCAGAAGAGAUGAAAUUAAUAACGCUGGCGUGUGGAUACUGUACACAAGGACUCCAACGGCAGCGACAAAAGGAGACAUGUGUCAGACACUUCAAUGCUGUUACCGCCGUGCUCAAGCAAAGACGCUGUUGGCUUGUACAUUUUGAUGAAACUUAGUCAUGCAUACUUUGUGCCAUAUGAGCAUGAAGCAGGAUGGAUCCCACACAGUGGAGCUCUGACGAGUGGUCACACAGCUCCUUCUACUCCAUAAUAUAGUCAGAACGUACUUACCAUCACCAAGUAUGCAUGAACGUCCAAGUGAAUGCAGCCUAGCCUCAUCUCUAAAGGCAGAGAGAUGGUGAGAGGGAUCAUUUCACCAAGAGUGACUUUUUAAAGAUGUGACCAGUCAAGAUCCAUGAGGGAGGAAUCAAGAUCCAGAGUGGGGAGGAGGGAAGCAGGGUCCUGACGUUUGGUUAAUAAUUCUAUUUUAGCAAAAAUUGAAGCUUUCAACCCCACUUAAGGACUUUUUAAAUCCUUGGCUUCAGCUCCAGGUUCAUGUCUAGUUUCAAAAUCACA